CGAUGAACCACGAGAACGUCGAAGCGCUCUUGGCGACGCUGUCGGCCCGCGGGACAAAGCUCUCGGACAGCCUCUCGAGCAUGAACAUCAACCUCAAGACCAUCCGGCACUCGCUCAGCACUGCCGCCAAGUGGCGACAACUCGGCUACAGCCCGUUUGUGCCGGACGCCGCGGGCUUUACGGCGCUCCACCGCGCUGCACUCAAGGGCGACGCGACGCUCAUCAAGUCGCUCCUCGGGACGUACGAGGGCAACCUCGUCGACUUUUGUCUCUUGGGCACCAAGAAGCAAGGCCACACCGCCAUGCACAUUGCGUGCAAGCACGGCCACGUCCCGGUCGUCAAGAUGCUACUGAGCGUGCCCCGGGGCGCGCAACUCCUCCUCGCCAGCGACGUCCACGGCAACACACCACUGCACUUUGCAGCGACGUCGUCAGCGCCCGAUGCAGGCCAUGUGCUCGAAGUGAUUUUACCGCACCUGCCGGCGGAUCGACUCAACGACUGCAACGGCCACAGUCUGAGUCCGCUCGCGGCUCAUAUCGUGACGGCGACCGUCGACCACGCCGAAGUGACGCGACUCUUUCUCGAGCGGCGCGUGGACCCCAACGCGUGGGUGCGCCGUGAGAAUACGCUCUUGCACGUCGCCGUGGAGCGCAAGCUCUGGAAGAUUGCGGGCGUCCUCGUCGAGUUUGGGGCCGAGUGGAACGUGCCCGACAACCAGAACCGCAUGGUCACCGACAUGGCGUCCGACAAGGAGCUUUCGUUUCUCGUCAAGUUUGUCGCCAACUGCAAGGAGUGGGCGACCGCGGUCCGGCUCGAGUGCCAAUCGUGCAGCCGCCGCUUCACGUUCUUCCGCCGCCGCCAUCACUGCCGCCUCUGCGGCCGCGUUCUCUGCGGAAAGUGCACCAAGCACCGUCGGCGGCUCUUCCUCAGCGGCAAGGACAAAGCCGCCGACGCCCGCGUCUGCCACGUGUGCGUCGCUGUCAUCCACGACGAACACAGCGGCAACAGCGCGACGGACGUGACGCUCGAUGACCCGACGAGCUUGCUCGAAGCGUCCGCCAUCAUGGGCGCAUCCGGCAACAUUAUUGGCACCCGAUCGGCCGUGCUUGAAGCGUCGGCCCUCGAACAAUCGACCUGUGUGAUGGAGGACGAGGCGUCGUACAGCCGCGUCGAGGCGUAG
Saprolegnia parasitica CBS 223.65 is the source of this 1181-nucleotide messenger RNA. RefSeq lists its product as hypothetical. The annotation marks the transcript as partial. NCBI's taxonomy places the organism in Eukaryota, Oomycota, Saprolegniomycetes, Saprolegniales, Saprolegniaceae. The transcript has a single exon. Gene Ontology annotation, molecular function: protein binding; metal ion binding. The record is from RefSeq and is a predicted model, not a curated record.